Molecule: messenger RNA, 330 nt
Organism: Ctenocephalides felis (cat flea)
Lineage: Eukaryota; Metazoa; Arthropoda; Insecta; Siphonaptera; Pulicidae
Exons: 1
Coding region: 1-330 (109 amino acids)
Source: RefSeq, a predicted model, not a curated record
AUGAAGGAGAUCACUAUUGAUGAAAAUGAAAGUGCCAUCAGUGUAAGCAGGAGGGUGCUAAGUGGCUCAGAAACCCAUGAAAGAAUUCAUGAAACGGAAAUAGGUGUCGAUGGUACUGUAUGGACAAAAAUUGCCGAAGGUGGUACUCCAGGAAGGUCAUCAUAUAAUUGUGUCUUCAAGGGUAUGAAAGGGCCAACAAGCUAUGCAAAAAAGAAAAUUAUUAUAGGUGAUUUUGUCAGUGCAUUUUCGUUGAUAAUAGAUAAUUAUAUUAUCAAACACAUAAAACAGUGCACAGAAGAAGAGGGCAGUCGAAUUUCGGAGUACGAUUGA